AUGUAAGAUAUAUUUAAAGACCCUAUUCCAAAUCCAGACGAUAUAUUUGAUAAUGUAAUUGAAGAGGUAUUUGAUUAGAAAUUCGGAAGAAAGAAAUAUAUAGUUAAAAAAAUUUUAAAAUAAAAACCUGAAGAUAAAGAAUCAAACAAUGGAAAAAAAGCUAAAACAGUAUAAGAAACCAUGUUUUUAUAAAAGCGUACAGAAGAUUUAAAACUUGAUAAAAAUAUAGGAAAAAGAGUUACUGUAACUAAAGAAUCUUAAAAAUAAGAACAUGGUGGAUUUUAUUGUUAAUUAUGUGAUACACAUGUUUGGGAUUCUAAUGCUUGGCUUGAUCAUAUAAAUGGAAAAAAACAUUUAAGAUUAAUUGGAAUGAAUAACAAAGUUAUGAAAGUAGAUGUUAGUUGUGUUUAAUAAAAAUUGCAAAGUUUAAAAAAUAAAGAUAUGAUAUAAAUUGAUGAAUUAGAUGAAAUUUAAAAAGAAGAGGAACUUAAAAAAUAAAAGAAAAAAUUAAAAAAAAACAAUGAAGAUAAAAAUGAUAGAAAUGAAUAAAAUAAUUAAGAAUAAUAACUAAAUUUAUAAAAUAAAGAUAAAUAAUAUCUAUAAGAAGAUAUUAAGGCAGAUCAAUAGAAAAAUACAGAGUAAAAAUCAUAAGAAGAAGAAGAAGAAGAUGAAGAUGAAGAAUAAUUAUUAAUGAAAUAAAUGGGAUUACCAACAUAAUUUUUUUCGAAAAAAUAAAAGUGA
This is a messenger RNA of Ichthyophthirius multifiliis, 741 nucleotides long. Its product is annotated as zinc matrin type 2, putative. Gene Ontology annotation, biological process: mRNA splicing, via spliceosome. The transcript has 2 exons. Gene Ontology annotation, cellular component: spliceosomal complex; U4/U6 x U5 tri-snRNP complex. The record is from RefSeq and is a predicted model, not a curated record. Gene Ontology annotation, molecular function: zinc ion binding; nucleic acid binding. Lineage: Eukaryota; Ciliophora; Oligohymenophorea; Hymenostomatida.